AUGAGCACACGUCAAACGCGUACAGUGCGUACAUCAACCCACGAUGGAACCUCUGCCACCUCCUCAGCGAUCCCUUCGUCGUCAAAGCGCGGAACAUUGGCCGUAGACGGUGCAUCAACCGGCGCGUCGACGACCGCCCCGCGCAAGCUCGGCAGCCUCUGGGGCUCGUCGACCACCGCUCAAGCGAGGGCAAGUCCCGCACCCGGUGUCAACUCAACUCCUCGACCCUUGUGGAGCACCAGCCGUGCCAACGUCGUGGAUACUGGUUCGGCACCGAAUGCGACGCCGUCGUUGAAACCGAAACGAUCGGCCUUCAGUCUCGGCGCGCAUUCCAAGCCCCCUCCGGCCAAGUCGAGUACGGCUCAGUCGACCAUUUCGCAUGUUCCCGUUCAUCGUAGUAGUAUGGCACCCCCUACUACCUGCCGCCCUUCCAGCGCCCCCACGGGCCGACCCAGCGUCGUCGAAGAGCAGGCCGUCGAGGCUGCGGCGCAACCCCCACACGCGCCUUUGGCCGUCACCGAUUGCGAGAAGCGAGGAUUGGAGGGCUACGACCCGAAACGAGAACCCAUCAAGGUCAGUGUAGCAAAAUACUUUAGGCCUUACAUGCUCCCUAAUUCUCCUCCUGGUGCGUCGAUAGGCCUACCUUCGAGUGCGCCCCGCUCCGACCGGAGUCUCACAGUCGGCCAAUUACGUCCAAGUCGUCAGCGACAGCGAAGUGCUCAUGACGCCCCCUGCUGACCAUCGCCUCAACCCUUCGACGUCAAGUCUCUUCUCGGGUCCCCUUUUGCGCACCUCGGAAGAGGCCACCACUCCUGGCCUCGCCCCUCAGCAUGCUUCCGCGCCCCUCGGGUCCAUCUACAAGUUCACCAAAGUGUUUGCACCUUCCGACACGGUCUUAGAGACGUCUCAGGCCGACUUCUUCAAGGCCACGACCCUGCCGCUCGUUCAUGACUUUUUACACGGCGAGAACUGUCUGCUCUUCGCGUAUGGAACGACGGGCAGUGGCAAAACGUGGACGGUGCAGGGAGAAGAAGGAGACAAGGCCGGUAUCCUCCCUCGCGUUAUUGACGUCGUCUGGAGGAGCCUGGAGGGCAAGUCGAGUACCAGCAAUGUGAGUCGUGUCUUACAAAUGGUGAACUUAUUAAGGUGCACGAGCUCAUCUUCUCAUGCCCGAGCAGCUGCGACCUUCUCGCCUCGCGGGUGUCGAGAUGUCACUGGAGGCAGAUCGAAAGCACCCCAUGACCUGGACCCCUAGCAAAGGUCCGACCGGGCUAGGUGUCAAACCCGUACCAAGUUGUCUUGGUUCUUCGACUGCUUGGCCCGAGAUCGUCAACGUCGACGACAACUUUGAGUACUCGAUCUGGGUCUCGUACGCCGAGGUCUACCUCGAGAAGAUCUACGACCUGCUCGAAUCGCCCGUUGCGUCGCAAUCGGUAUCGACGUCUUCGACCGCCUCCGUGACGUCGAACAUGUUCCAAGCCGGUCUGGGUCUGUUCAGUGCCGGUGGUGCCAAGGCCAAAGCGAUGGUGAAAGGGUUCCAGACGGUGAAACGCAACGCGCUCAGCCUCAAACACGACAAGUCCGGUGGCAACAAGUACGUGCACGGCAUGCGCGAGGUACGAGUUCACAGUGCCGAAGAGGCUCGCGCCCUUCUCGAACGCGGUCAAGUCAAUCGACGCGUCUUUAGUACCCUCGCCAAUCGAGCUUCGUCGAGAUCCCACUCGGUCUUUACGAUCAAGAUUAUUAAGAUCCGAAAAGGCGCGAAUGUAGAUGACCCUGGUGCCGCGACGACGAGUCGAUUCAGCAUCGUUGACUUGGCGGGGAGUGAGCGCGUCAACAACACGCAAGCGUUUGGAGAACGACUCAAGGAGGCAGGGCAGAUCAACAAGUCGUUGAUGGUGCUGGGACAAUGUAUGGAGGUGUUGCGAAAGAAUCAAGAACGAGGCGAGGGUCGAAAGGUACGUUCUCUUCUCUUGAUCGACGACCACCGCGCUCGACGUCCACUCACCACCUCGACGAGUUAUUUUCAUAGCCCGCACUGGUUCCUUUCCGCCACAGCAAGCUGACCGAGCUGUUCCAAAGCUUCUUCAUUGGCGAUGGCAAAGCUGUGAGUGAAGCAGCCCCACAUAUCCCUGUCAUACUUCGACUGACCCUACAGGCCUUUUGCUGCAGGUGAUGAUUGUCAACGUCAACCCCUAUGAGACGAGCUUUGACGAAAACUCGCAUGUGAUGAAGUUCUCCGCCGUAGCCAAGGGCGUGAUGACGAUCAAGAACGACAAGCCCGUAGCCGUACCUUCAACAACGGUGGCAUCGACUCCACAGCAGAAAGAGCCCCGUAUUGUGCGCGUUUCGAUGUACGAAGGUGCGGAGGAGGAGGAUGUGAUCUACGAGGAAGAGGAAGAGGAAGCGGAAGAUGAGGAAGAGGACGAGUUUGUCAAUGCGCUGUUAGAUGAGCUGAGCACAUUGAGGAAAGCGGUGAGUCCGCGCUUACAAUUGUGCGGGACACUGCAGGAGCAAAUGUCUGACCCUACUUUGCCACUUUGUAGCUCUUCGAAUCGCAAAUGAACUCGAUGAUGGUCGAAUCCCAAGUUCGUGCCCGCGUCGUUCAAGAGUACGAAGCCAAGAUGAUCGAGAUGGAAAGAACCUACGAGGAACGCUUGCGCGAGGAGGCAGAAGAGGCCGAGACGAUGCUCAAUGCCAAGCUCGACAUCCUGACCCGACUCAACGCCGCUAGUGCUCGAGUGCCUACACCAGUCGAACAGCGGCAGAAUGAAGUCGGCACGCCUUCGACGACGUACGAUGACUCGGAUGAGGAUGAGAGCAUGGUCUCGGAGGAUAGUCGGAGUGCGGCGAAUACGGUCGAAAAAAUGCUGUUGAGUGGUCCGGGGUCAGGGCGUCGAACACCUGCGUCGCCCUCACCGUCGCCUUCGCCUUCUCCGCUUGCUGCUCGAUCGACGACGGUUGACAUUCCGUCGCCUCUAGGUCACUCGGUCGUGACUGCUACCUUGGACGCCGAAAGCGAUGAGGAGGGACGCGAGGAGGAAGAGGAAGAGGAUGAGGAUGAAGAGGACGAUGAAGAUGAAGACGAUGAGGACGAUGGGGAUGUCGAAGAAGACGACGCCUCAGAUGAAUAUGAGGAAGCUUCGUCAGAGUCGGAGGACGAAGACGAGAUUAUUCCCGUACCGCGCAGAUCCACCGGGCCCGCAUCCACGGGACGCACUUCCAUGGCACGCGCUUCACUCAACGCCAGUACACCCGCGAAAAUGCGAGCUCCGAUGGUCGAACGCUCGCAGCCUGUCUUGCCUGAUUUCGAAGAAGAGAUCGUCAUCGACGUGGCGACCAAGUCCGUGCUCAAGACACCAGCAAAGGAGCGCGUAAGCAGCAUCGCUUCAAUCAACUACACAGAACAGGACGAGAAUGACGAUGUUGUUCUCGGCUCGCCGAUGAAGUCCGUCAAGAAGAAGCGCAAUCUCGGUGGGAGUAGCUCGUCUCGGUUUAAGGACGUCGACGACCUCGAUGCGAUCGCCGACUCUCUGGCGCCCAAGACCCCUGUGGCGAAGACCUCGAUUGCGGCUAGCAUUCGAUCACUUAAACGCUAG
This is a messenger RNA of Microbotryum saponariae, 3599 nucleotides long. The record is from the annotation of a GenBank genome assembly. NCBI's taxonomy places the organism in Eukaryota, Fungi, Basidiomycota, Microbotryomycetes, Microbotryales, Microbotryaceae.